This is a messenger RNA of Micropterus dolomieu (smallmouth bass), 960 nucleotides long. Its product is annotated as olfactory receptor 11A1-like. The record is from RefSeq and is a predicted model, not a curated record. Gene Ontology annotation, cellular component: membrane. Bases 22 to 960 code for a protein of 312 amino acids. Gene Ontology annotation, biological process: G protein-coupled receptor signaling pathway. Gene Ontology annotation, molecular function: G protein-coupled receptor activity; olfactory receptor activity. NCBI's taxonomy places the organism in Eukaryota, Metazoa, Chordata, Actinopteri, Centrarchiformes, Centrarchidae. The transcript has a single exon.
UUACGAGUCAAAAACAGCAUCAUGGUAAACUCAACUCAUAUUUCAUACUUCAUAUUCAAUGCCUAUUUUUACAGUGACAAUUUAAAAUAUUUAUAUUUCAUUAUUGUCAUGUCUUUAUAUAUGUUAAUUAUUGGUGCUAAUCUUCUGCUCAUUGUGGUUAUCUGUAUGAACAGAAGCUUACAUGAACCUAUGUACCUUUUUCUGUGCAGCCUGUUUGUAAAUGAGCUGUAUGGUAGUACAGGGUUGUUUCCAUUCCUUCUGCUUCAGAUUCUCUCUGACAUUCACACUGUUUCUGCUCCCUUUUGCUACCUGCAGAUUUUCUGUUUAUAUUCUUAUGGAAGUAUAGAAUUUGCCAAUUUAGCCAUCAUGUCUUAUGACAGAUAUCUUGCUAUCUGUUAUCCUUUACAAUAUAAUACACGUAUGACAUUUAAGAAGGUUGUCUUGCUUAUUGGUGUAUCAUGGUUAUGCCCAUUUCUUAUAAAUGUUGUCACAGCAUCUUUGCGUUCCCCUUUACAGCUGUGUGGGAACAUUAUCAAUAAACUGUACUGUGACAACUACUCUGUUGUUAAACUGGCCUGCUCUGACACCACAGCCAAUAACAUUUAUGGAUUCAUUGUCACUUCUCUCACAAUCGUAUGUCCUGUAUCUCUAAUCCUUUACACUUACGUGAAGAUUCUUAAAGUGUGUUUUUCUGGUUCUAAACAGACCAGACAAAAAGCUGUCAGUACCUGCACUCCUCACCUUGCUUCUCUCUUGAACUUUUCUUUUGGUUGUUUCUUUGAAGUAUUUCAGAGUAGGUUUAACAUGAACAGUGUACCAAACAUGUUGCGAAUAUUUUUAUCAUUAUAUUUCCUUACAUGUCAGCCCCUUUUCAACCCUGUGAUGUAUGGACUGAAUUUGUCCAAAAUCCGUAUCAUAUGUAAGAGUCUGAAAUGUAGGAUGUCCAACAGAUUUUGUUAG